Molecule: messenger RNA, 2851 nt
Organism: Tripterygium wilfordii
Lineage: Eukaryota; Viridiplantae; Streptophyta; Magnoliopsida; Celastrales; Celastraceae
Product: kinesin-like protein KIN-14N
Exons: 17
Coding region: 352-2625 (757 amino acids)
Biological process (GO): microtubule-based movement
Molecular function (GO): microtubule motor activity; ATP binding; microtubule binding
Source: RefSeq, a predicted model, not a curated record
UAAAGAAUUCAUUUCUCUGUCACUCUCAGACUCAGUUGCUUAGCUCCUCUCUCCUCUUCCUGCUAGUAAAAGCAACGGCUGUGAUUGGAAUAGAUGGCUUCGGAUGCAAUCCAUGGCCCCACAUUCUCUCUGCUAAACGAGACGACAUUCUCUCUUCUUAUUGUUUUGUCUUUCUUCAUAAUGGCCUCCAAGAACCAGAAAAAGGCCUCCAAGAACCCAGAACAACAUCACAAGUUCCCUAAAUGAAAAAAGCUUAUUACAUCUGUGCCAAGCCUAGGAAAGCCGGUAAUUCCUUCAAUAGCAGCGGAUUCUGUGGAGGUGAGUAGUAGUAGGUGACAAAAAGUUGAAGAAAUGGUUGGGCCCACCCACAACGGCAUUAUUCGGCGAGCAUUUUCCGUUGUAAAUGGCGGCCAAGAUCUUCUUCCAAAUAGUAAUCCACCGAGUAAUGCUGGAUCAGAAUAUGGUGGUAUUGAGUUCACAAGAGAGGAUGUUGAUGCACUGUUGAGUGAGAAAAUGAAGUACAAAAACAAGUACAAUUACAAGGAGAGGUGCGAUAAUAUGAUAGACUAUGUAAGGAGGCUUAGACUAUGUAUCAGAUGGUUUCAGGAGCUUGAGGGAGAUUAUUUGUUUGAGUUGGAGAAGUUGAGGAAUGAGCUAGAAUUGACUGAAAGGCAAUUAGCUGAAAUGGAGGUGCAGUUUAAAAACAAAGAUGAAGAACUGAAUUUGGUUAUUGCGGAAUUAAGAAAGAGUCUUGCAUCCUUACAAGAGAAACUUAGCAAAGAAGAAUCAGAUAAAUUGGUUGCAAUGGAUGCUCUUGCAAAUGAGAAAGAGGCUAGAAUGAGUAUGGAGAAGUCACAAGCAAAUCUCUCAGAGAAGCUUGGCGAAGCUCAAGGAGAGCUCCAAAGUGCUAAUCAGAGGAUAGCAUCCAUUAAUGAUAUGUACAAGUUACUCCAGGAAUACAAUUCAAGCUUACAGGUGUACAAUGGUAAGCUUCAGACAGAUCUUGAUGCAGCCCAUGAAACUAUUAGGCGUGGAGAGAAAGAGAAAGCUGCCAUAGUAGAGAACCUUAGCAACUUAAGGGGUCAAUACCAAUCUUUGCAGGACCAGUUUACGUCAUCAAAAGAUUCUUUACAUGAAACUACGAGACAUAAGGAUGCUUUAUUAAAUGAAGUUGUUAGCCUUAGGGCAGAGUUACAACAAGUUAGAGAUGAUCGUGAUUGCCAGCAAUCGAAAGCGCAAGCUUUAACAACAGAGUUGGCGAAUUACAAAGAGCUGGCAAUAAAAUCAAAUGAAUUAGAGACAAGAUGUUUAUCACAAAGUAACCAGCUAAGGAUGGUACAGGUCCAACUAGAAGCUGCAGAGAAGAAAUUGCAGAUGUCUGAUAUGUCUGUGGUGGAGACGAGAGUUGAAUUUGAAGGGCAAAAGCAGCUCUUGAGUGAGUUGCAAAGCCGCUUAGAAGAUGCAGAAUUCAAACUAAUUGAAGGAGAGAGGCUGCGUAAGAAGUUGCAUAACACCAUUUUGGAACUAAAAGGGAAUAUCCGAGUAUUUUGUAGAGUGCGACCCCUGCUGCCUGAUGAUGUUUCUGGUGCUGAAGGGAAUAUUAUAUCUUAUCCCUCUUCAACAGAAGCUCAGGGACGGGGGAUUGAGUUGCUGCAAAAUGGACAAAAGCAUUCAUUCACUUUCGACAAAGUCUUCAUGCCAGAGGCAACACAAGAGGAUGUUUUUGUUGAAAUUUCACAGCUUGUUCAAAGUGCUCUAGAUGGGUAUAAGGUUUGCAUCUUUGCCUAUGGCCAAACAGGUUCAGGCAAAACCUAUACCAUGAUGGGUAAGCCAGGACAUCCUCACCACAAAGGGUUGAUACCCCGCUCAUUAGAACAAAUAUUCCAAACCAUACAAGCUCUUCAAGCUCAAGGCUGGAAAUAUGACAUGCAGGUGUCAAUGCUGGAAAUAUACAAUGAAACAAUUCGUGAUUUGUUGUCAACAAAUCGAGAUGCGUCAAGAAUAGAAAAUGGCACACCUGGCAAGCAAUAUGCAAUUAAACACGACGCAGAUGGGAAUACUCAUGUAUCUGAUCUCACGGUUGUGGACGUUUGCACUAGAAGAGAGGUUUCAUUUCUUUUGGAUCGUGCUGCUCAUAGUAGGUCUGUUGGCAAGACCCAGAUGAAUGAGCAAUCAUCAAGAAGCCAUUUUGUUUUCACAUUGCGGAUAUGUGGUGUCAAUGAGAGCACUGAACAACAAGUACAAGGUGUCUUGAAUCUCAUUGAUCUUGCCGGAAGCGAACGUCUUUCUAAGAGUGGCUCAACAGGGGACCGAUUGAAGGAAACCCAAGCGAUCAACAAAAGUUUAUCAUCUUUGAGUGACGUUAUUUUUGCUCUGGCAAAGAAGGAGGACUUUGUACCCUUCAGAAACUCAAAGCUCACUUAUCUACUUCAGCCAUGUCUCGGGGGAGACUCAAAGACCCUAAUGUUCGUUAACAUUUCUCCGGAGCCCUCCUCAAUGUGUGAGUCACUCUGCUCACUGAGGUUUGCAGCAAGGGUGAAUGCUUGUGAGAUUGGAGUUCCCAGACGACAAACCAAUGUGCGCACUUCAGAUUCUCGGUUGAGCUUUGGGAUAUAUGGCAGCUAAAGCAGUGAUUCUCCGUCUCCCUUAGAUCAGUAUAGCUUAUCUGGUCCAAGUACUCGUAAAUUGAAGAGAGUGGUUCUAACAUCUGUUGGUCAUAACUUGUAUAGAAAAGAAAUCAUUGCACCUGUAUAAUGACAUUUGACCAUUUAACAAAUAUCAUAUUUUAUGAGUUCUUCUGAACUGGUUUCUCUGCACUAACACUUCCUACAAAAUUCAGUGCAUUGUUGAA